Messenger RNA from Paramecium tetraurelia, 975 nucleotides. RefSeq lists its product as uncharacterized. NCBI's taxonomy places the organism in Eukaryota, Ciliophora, Oligohymenophorea, Peniculida, Parameciidae. The transcript has 5 exons. The record is from RefSeq and is a predicted model, not a curated record.
UCUAUUUGUAUGAUUUCCCUCGAAAGUAUAUCAGAUAAGUAUGAAGAUCAAUUCUCAAGACUGGAAAAUGCUAUGAUUGAGCUAUUCAAAUAUGACAAUUUGCUAAACAAUGAGUAUUUAGUAAGAAAAUUCGAAACGGAUCUUGCAAAACCAGAUCAUUAUUUGUUAUAAUAUGUAGUAGUUUAGAGAGAAAAUUCAAUAAAGAAUAAGUAUGUGCAAAAUGAAUAGAAUGACAGAAAGCAAUAUCAUUUGAUCUUAACAGCUAUACUGAAAAAGUAUGAUAAUUAAUUAUGGAGCUUUGAUCACAGUCAAUUAUUAAUAAGACCAUAUUUUCGUAGUUUGAGGAAGAGAAUCCAAAUAAAAUCUGGAGCAUCCAACAUUAGUAGCAUUAAGGAAUCACUUAAAAAUGUGGGAUAGAAUAGUGAAUAAUUAUAGUUUGAAGAAGAAAUUUAUUAGGCAGAUAAAAGUUUAAUUAAAUUAACAUUGACAUGUCAGAGCGAAUAAUGUGCAGAUGAGAUAUUCACUUAUUUGAUGAACAAUAAAUCUAAAUUAUAAAUUGACUCUGUUAUGAUGCAAAGCAUUAACUACUUAGAUGAAUUUCAUAAAUAAUUAAAUUUGAAGAAAUGUGCAAUGAUAUCAAAUAAAAAGUCGCAUUAAUUUGAUGAUUAUGAAAGGGAUGAAGAGAGGCAUGAUAGGGACAAUAAACAUUCUGGUUUUUCAAAAGGGAAAGGCCGAUAAAAUUAUGGAUAGUAGGAGAUAUAACAAAAUGAAGAUUACAAGAAUUAAAAAGGGAAGGGAAGAUUCGAUAGAAAUAAUGGAAACAGAUAAAAUAACUAAGACUUUUAAAAAGGGGAAUCGCAAUAAUAGUAUUAAUUGGUUCAAAAAAGUGUUAAUCAAAAAACACCCAAGUAGUUGGUUAAAUAGAAACCAAUCAAUUCAGAUGACUUCCCAACUUUGGGAACAUAAUAGAAUUGA